Molecule: messenger RNA, 2140 nt
Organism: Megalops cyprinoides (Indo-Pacific tarpon)
Lineage: Eukaryota; Metazoa; Chordata; Actinopteri; Elopiformes; Megalopidae
Product: mixed lineage kinase domain-like protein
Exons: 11
Coding region: 98-1564 (488 amino acids)
Biological process (GO): cell surface receptor signaling pathway; protein phosphorylation
Molecular function (GO): ATP binding; protein kinase activity
Source: RefSeq, a predicted model, not a curated record
UGUCUGUGCAGUCUUGUCUUCAAACUCUCGUGUGCUGGCUUGAAGAACGAUCUUCUACAACAGAGCUGAAAUAACAUAUUCUUCCGCCACAAGAGCCAUGGACUUUGUGGAGCCCCUCCUAGGCAUUGCAGAGAAGCUCUACUCUCUAUGUAAGGAAGCGAAGGCCAAUAAAAGUCGCUGUUCACGGCUCGCAGAACGUGUGAGGCUUCUGAUGGACCUGUUGCAGACAGUCAACAGCCUGGGGGCACAGACCGAGCUGGUGAAGAAAGGCCUUGAGGUGCUGAAGGUCACCUUAGAGUCAGCCCAGGAAGAGGUGAAGAAGUAUACCAGCACCAACCGCCUGAAGCGCUUUCUGAAGGCCUAUGACCUGGGAGAGGAGUUUGGGAUGCUGAAUGAACGGCUCAGGGACGCUGCCCAGCUGCUCUCGCUGUCCCUGCAAGCUGAACAAAAGGAGAAGCUAAAUAACAUAUUCAGUGAGGAAAGGCGCAGGAAGGAGGAUGAGGCAGACAGGAAGAAAGACAUCAAGGAGAUGAUGACAUUGCUGCAGUCCCUGGCAGAGGAGACCAAGGAAACUGUGGACGCUGUGCAUGAGAAAGUGGAUUCCACAAAUAAAGAUGUGCAAGUCAUCAAGGCCAUGUUGGAGUCUCUGAAGAGGCCCAGCCUCCACCUUGAGGAUAUUAAAGAGAUCAAACCAGAUGAGCUGAAGUUUGAUUUUCCCAGGAACCCCAUAAUGACAUCCCCCUCUUCAGAGGUGUACAAAGGAGAAUACAACAAAUUCACUGUGGCCAUCAAAAGAUACAAACAUGCCAGCAACACUACACCAGAGCAAGUGAGGAGUAUAUUCAAUAAGGAAGUGGAGACCAUGAAACGCUUUGAGUCGCCCAACAUCCUCCGCAUGUUUGGAAUCUGUGUAAUGGAAGGAGAUGGACCCAGCCCAAUCUAUCUCAUUGUCAUGGAGCUCUGUGAGAAAGGCAGUCUGCGGCAGGUGCUUGAUGGGAACUGCAAACUGUCCUGGGAAAGACGGGCAUGUAUGAGCCUGGAUGCUGCCCAAGGCCUGUAUAGGUUACACCAGUCAGAGGACAAGUUUAAAGUACACGGCUGCAUCAACAGUAGCAAGUUCCUGGUGGAUGAUGGGUACAGAGUGAAGCUCGGGGGCUUUGAGCUUGCAAAAACAGAGAGCUCCCUGAAGAGGAACAAAAAUGGAAACAUCAGCUCCUUAUGCUAUUGCUCCCCUCAGCAACUUCAAAACAUCAACUACCCCUACGACAGGGUCUGCGAGAUGUACAGCUUUGGCAUUGUCUUGUGGGAGAUCGCUACUCGAGAGAUUCCCUUCAAAGACUGCCCCUCACCAAAAGAGAUCAAAAAGAAGGUCUGUGAGGAACGGGUCUCAGAUCCCCUCCCUGAAGACUGCCCCAGGGACCUGGCAAACCUGAUCAACAGCUGCCGCUCAUAUGAUCCCUUUUGCAGACCAACAGCUGGAGAGCUGGUGGACAAACUGAGGAAGAUGGUACAGGAGAUGAGGACUGAAGGGGUGAGAGGUGCCAUGGCAUCCGAGAUGGAAUAAGCUUGAGCCAGCAGGGAAGAGACCAGGCAUGACAUUCUGAUGCAGAAUCCCCCUUGCCCAAGGGCAAAAGCACCCACAGGGCAGAAUAAUCACAGCUGCUCUCUAAGUUGGGUUGUGUAUUCCUCAAAUGCAUGCAUUUUAGUUUCAUAUUAAUUCUUCUUUCUUUCAUAUUUCAUAUUAAUUGUUUUAGUUUUUAAUUCCUCUGAGUCGAUGAUAAAAAAACCCACUUGUUUCUAUACCAGGAUGUUUCUUCUCCUUAAAGUAAUGGGGAUUAUAUAAUAUUAUAUACAUACUCACAUGGUGUAAGAAUGGUGGAGAGGGAGAAGGAAAUCAGUGAAAAAUCUAUUUGAUGAAAUGUGAAUUUGCUGAAGUACUACAGUACAGACUGUCCUUUGGAAUUGUGUCUCAAACAGAUCGAAGGGUAGCACAUGAAUGCUCUGGGUAUUGUACAUCUCCAAUGUAAGUCAAAUUUGGUUAUUGUAUAUCCCAGGGGCAAACAAAACAGUUUUACCUCAAGAUGUGGAGAAUUGUGCAUAUAAAUAUUACAAUGAUAUAUUAACACAGUUCCAAAUUUUG